This is a messenger RNA of Diachasmimorpha longicaudata, 11217 nucleotides long. RefSeq names its product no-on-and-no-off transient C (gene nonC). The transcript has 3 exons. The coding region runs from base 196 to 11094 and encodes 3632 amino acids. The record is from RefSeq and is a predicted model, not a curated record. Gene Ontology annotation, biological process: nuclear-transcribed mRNA catabolic process, nonsense-mediated decay; protein phosphorylation. Lineage: Eukaryota; Metazoa; Arthropoda; Insecta; Hymenoptera; Braconidae. Gene Ontology annotation, cellular component: nucleus. Gene Ontology annotation, molecular function: protein binding; protein serine/threonine kinase activity.
ACAAACAGUCAGAAAAAUAUCGUACGUGCGACGGUUUAUGUUCAACCGGGAGAAAAGAGGAGAAUGAGCUCGUGUAUACUUUCAUUUUUGAUUCAUCGAUUGCAGAACUUUGUCAAAUAAAUUUGUGAAAUAUUGAAAUACUGAGUGAUUACUCUCAUAGUGUUGGGUCAUGCGGACCACCUGUAGAGUAAUGUAAUGAAUAGCUGUGCGAACUGUAAUACCGGUACGAAGCUACGGGGAUCCAAGAGCUCGGAGCUUCGAGAGGAAUCAUCAAGCAGUACUGAUAAAACUGAGGAAGCGGAUAAAACGGAUAAAAAGGUAAAAAACGAAAUAACUGAGACAGAAUCGUCAAUCAACGAUUUUGGGGUACCAAAGGGAACUCUGGUGAUUUGCCAGAAGAACUCGGCGGGCAUUAGCGAACACAGUUUCAGCCGUAUAAAGCAAAGAAACAGUUGCGGCUCUAACCGUAAUGAAGUGCGUAUGGCUCGUGGAACUAACAGUAGUGAACGAGGUCGAGGGCGGGGUGGGAGAGCAUUUAAGAAGGGACAGGAUCGGGAUGGAAGUACAGAAAGCUACCACCCAACGACCCGACAAAAAUUUCAAGAAUCGCUGAAGAAUCAGGAUAAUUGUUCCAACAAAUAUUACGAUGACAAGAGACUAAACGAGGAAUCGAGAAUUACGAAACUCUUGAGGCGAAUGUGUCGAGAGGAUGACUACGACCAUUUUUUGCCCCUUGCGAAGCAGGUGCAGGAGGCUAUUGUAACGCCUGAAAACUAUCGAAUCAUCAAACGUAACUUGGAAGUAAUUUGUGAGACACUCUACAAUAUUGUACAUCGUGAAUUGGGGAGUGAAGUUAAAGAGCAGAUUUCUAAAUGUUUGACGCUGGUUGGAUACACCAUCUGUCCAGAUUUUAAGAGGUUCUUAGACUGGAUGUUUGGGAAGUACGUUGCUGAAAGAAAAGAUGAUAUUAAGUAUUUACUUAUGGAGUCCCUUGGCGACGUGCUCAAAAUGGAUAUUGAAACUCAGAAACUGAAGGAUUAUUCCAUGGCCAUAAUGUCACGUCUGCAAUCAACCCUGGAAAACGUAGACCGACCAGAUCUGCUGAUGGCGACAGUCGAUGCAAUUCUAAUUGUGACUGAUUUGUAUCCGGAGACUUUCUCAGAUCACUUUCGAGAUGCUGUUGACAUUCUCGUAGGUUGGCAUAUCGAUUUCACUCAACCCAAAUCAGUAGUUACCUACGCGAGUCGAAGCCUUCAACGUUUACAUAACUUUUGGAUUGCUGAUCUUCAAUUUACCUUGAUGCUGCUCAGUCAAUUUUUAGAGGAUAUGGAGAGUUACGAUGAGGAAUUAACAAUACCGAAUUCUGGAAGAAGUUCACCUGGUGAGGAGCCUGCACCUGGACCCAGAGAAUGCAUCUUACGAAUCACAUCACUGAUAUCAGUCUUCAAUACAGUCACGAAAAGUGUCUCCGACAGUUUAAAUCCAACGGUGACACCUACUGUACAAUGGUCCUUCCUCACUGAGUGUCUCUCUAAAAUGCUUCAAACUGUUGUCAAGGCAAUUGAGUUGGACGAAGAAACCUUGGAGAAAUUGGAGGCGAAGGAUCACGAGAAUGUUACAGUAGACAACAGCCAGGAUCCUAACGACAAUCCUGAUGCGAUAAAGCACUUAACAGACUCUAUAAAAGGUGUAACUCUCUCUCAAAAGAACAUCGACACUCUGGUGAAAAAAGUGAAUGAAGACGGUAUCAAUGAUCAAAAGCACUUCUUCAGAAUAAUAAAAUCAAUGAACUCCAGCAAAAGACGACAUGAUAAGAAAAACUCGAAGGUCAGUGGAGAUCGAGACCACGAGAUAGAAGAGGAGAAGAUGAGGACUCUUCUGAAAUUAUUAAAAUCUAUUGAACUGAAGAACAAGGAGAGGGGCAAAGUACCUCUGGACCUCUCCCAAGAGAAAGAAGAUCUAAUUGUAGCAGCCAACGAGUGCAUCUGUCACUUCCUCGGUCUCCUUCAAAGCCGUGUGACUAAAAAUCACGAAUUAUUGUAUAAAUUUCUUGAUAUACAGCUGGAAAAGAUUGAUAUAUUCUUGGAUGACACGAUUGUCUCCAUUCUGAACCUCAUCGCCAAGAUAAUAAAAGAAGUUUCAGCGAAUUUACCAUUGGAAUUGGUUCACAAGCUUCUUGGGGGUGAGUCUGUUCUCCUGAAGCUGCGAUUUCGUCAUUCAACAUCAAUUCAAAAUGCAAGUUUAGUGGUGUAUCACAGUUUUCUGGGGUUGAAGAACAUUCCCCUACUUCAGGAGGCUUACAGAUAUAUUCUGGGAGACUUGGAAAUUUCUUAUAAACUCAUUCUGCCUCACUUUGAAGGGUUGGUGUCCAAUAAUCCACUCACAGACGUACAAUACAACUCGAAGGACGCUGAAAUUAUAGUUCUCUUCCUCUUGAGAGCCCUCUCUGAGCUCGCCAAUGCCAGCAACUCUAUAAUCGGCAUGUGGGCACUAAAACCGAGUAUUCUAGAGCUACUCGCAGUAAAGAUGACUCCUCAAGACGCCAAUCUCACCAAAGACAGCCCCCUCCUGCAGAAUUGCAUUCUGUUCCUUCUGUAUGCUCAUUGUUCUCGCUAUAAUCACUUUGUCUCCAGUUCCAGUCUUAUCACUGGUCCCAACAGAUCCAUCGAUAUUUUUCCUGGAGCUGUGGAGGUCCCCACAGCUUCACCAACCAGUGGACACCUCUCCACAAUUCUCAAUCUCAUUUGUAAAUGCUUUGAAUUGAAAAAUAUUCCCGAGCAAACGAUAUUGUUACUGUGCAACUGGGUCCAGGAAAUUUUCACACAAGCCGAGACUUACUUGGGGAUCCUCAAGGACAAAGAUGAUUUCAAGAUGAUCGUUUCGAGUUUACUGACUCGUGGAGCCACGACUAGUUCCAAAGUUGCUGUGGCUAUUGGUAAUAAUCUCGAGAUCUUGAUGAACGAUAAAAAAGUCAAUUGGCCAGAGGCUAUGUAUUUAAAAGUGAUUGAUUUAUCAAUUCUCCAUUUAACGUCACUCGAUGGCCCCACAAGAAAGAAAUAUGGAGCUGUCUUGAUAAAUGUACCUAUCGACGUGGUAAUUCCAAGAAUGAAAAGACAGAAUCUGCUGCCAGAAACCAAGAAGCAUCGUACUAUUCAAAAUUACUCAAGGGAGUCUCUCACUGCUGCUCAAAAAUUCCACAUGAGAGAAAAUUUUGGAGGCUUAAUCGCUGUGGGCGACGAUUUCUGUCCCUCUCCGAAAAUGAAGGAUCAACAUUUCAAGGCUUACCUGGCGUAUCUACUUCAGAAUUAUGAUUUUAAUGAUAUGGGAUUAUUGGAGAUCUUUACAUUGGACUGGUCGAUAGCUUCGGGAACUGAAACACUGGCGAAAAUGUAUGAAUUUGGACAGGCGAAUAGUUCGUUUCUGUUUUCCUGGGGUGGAAUUGAGGCUGCUAAUCACUGCGUGUUGAAUAAACUGAGAACACCGCUUGGAAAACCUCAGGAGACGUUCACGAGUAUUGAAGGAGCUUUGAAGGCUCUUGCUAGAGAGAUCUCGUGCAAACCAGAUAACAUGAGGAAAGAUCGAAAAAGUCUUGAUCAUUCUCUUCAUGAGCACACUAGAGUCAGACUAUUCAUCGAAUUCCUAGAACAUUUAGAGAGGUUCAUUCACAAUGCUGCAGAGGGAUAUGCUCUGGCUCUCGUACCAUAUUCAAAAUCAAUUAAAACAUUCUUCCAUACUAAUAAAUCCACAUGCAAAGAGUGGCUCAUUCGAAUUCGCCUGGCACUCUGUGCUGUUUCUCUUCACGCGGGUCUGGCCACUAACGCACUGAGAAAUGGCCAGAGAUUGUUGGAAGAUUUGGUUGAUGUUAAAGUCACCAACAGGGCUGAAUUUGAGAGAGUUACGUUAUGCACUGCACAAGCACUAGUUAUGUUAGGGGAAACCGAAGCACUUCAAGGUCUUUAUCUUUACACGAAGGAGAGGGAGAGGAAGUUUCCAUGGCUGAAGGCAGCUAUGGAAGAAGCAGCUGGACGUUACGAAAAUGCAGCUGAGAGUUACAGAGCAAUUUUAAAAGACUAUUCCUGUUUCAAAGUGCAAGACUCAGAAGCGGAAAGUUCUGAAGAGACGAAUAACGAUGGGGAUAUUCAUAUUGCUGCUUUUGCUAUGCAGCGCUUGACUCGUUGUUAUUUUGCUGUUGGAGAUUGGACACAGCUGGAGGCCUGGAAGAUGCGGGAGUCUGAAAUUCUCAAAAGGGACAGCAAUCACAAUCUCAAAAAGCAGAUGUUGGGGAAUGUUGUUAUUCAGCAGGCAAAAUGCUUGAACGAUUUCAAUUCUGGGAAAAUUAGCAAAAUUGAGGAAUUAUCUGAUUGGUCUCUACUGGAUGAGAAAGCCAGUAUCAAUUGGAGUUGCUCUAGAAUGAUGCAAGAAUGCUCUAACACUCUGUUCAACGUGGCUAUGAGACUUCGUUCUGGGGAUGAGAACAAAGAGUUCUGUGCCGAAAAGGUUGAACUCUGCAAACGAGUUGCUAUGAAAACAAUCGAAGAGGGACUGAGGAAUAUGCCUUCGGAGUACUUGACUGAUUCGAUACUGGCACAAUACUCAGCUCAAGGUCUUGCUGAUCUCCUGGAAGGUAAGAGUGUCAACGGCUUCGACCUUUCAAAUUCGCAGGGAGUAAAAAAUCUGGGUUGCAAUGUGAUGGGACAGAUUCUAUGGUGGUCCGAUUAUUUUUCCACAAGCUCAACUGAUUCCACGAAUAACAUUGCAAGUCUGAGACUGGAUUUGAUCAAAACUGCCCGAAAAGAAGGCAACUUCAAACUUGCCAAACGAGAAAUAGUGAAAUACUUCUCCAAGGAACAUUUAUUAGAUCUUGAAUUGAACACUUCAGGAUCUCCAGGAGAUUCACUGUUCUCAGAUCUGACUGCUAGCAUUUUGGAUAGUCAAAUCUCAGUCAAAUGGACGCAGAACAACAUGAGAGUGUUCAAGGAAAUGGCAAAGUUAUUGUACAGUAUGGAGUCUGUUGAAGAGGCUGUAAAGGUCUGUAGUGUGACAGCACUAGGAAUUUCAAGGGCUAUUGUCGGUGGUGAUGAAACAGCAGACAAUUUGAGGGAAACUGGAACAAAGCUAAUGCUGACUCUAGGCAAAUGGAUUCAACAUCAAGAGAAGAACGUGACUGAGAACCCUCAGCUGAACGAAUUACUGAGAUUUGAGGCUUUCCAUAAUGAUGGAUUGAUAAACAAAUUGUUCGGUUCAACAACAGACUUAAUUCCCCAUCCAGACAUGGUAAUUGGGAAGUUGAUGCAGCUUGGAGUGAACCAGUGUCCAGAGUUGCCUGAGGUGUGGGCUGAGUUUGCUGCGUGGUGCUACAAGUGGGGGAAGAGAAUAAUGGAUGGUUCUCGGUCAGGAAAAUUGACUGAGACUGACGUCCAUAAAAUUUUAUUUUUACUGCCUUUCGACGCCCCCGCUGCUGAUUACGACGCGAUUUUCGCUAUUGUGUGCCAAGAUAAUAGUAAUCCUGAGGACGGGGGAAAUAUCGAAACAAAUGAUGUGAAAACUUCUGAUAUGAUUGAAAAUGAGCUUCGUCAGAUUCCCACAUUAGCUCACGCAACCAAUGAAGACUUGAAAUUAUUGGUGGACAUCUGGAAACAGCCGCAGAAGAGGAUUUACGCGUACUACGAACUCUCUGCAAAUGCAUAUUUCAAGUAUUUGGAGCUUGCGAAUGGAGAGUCGAAUGAUUGUGCUAGGAUAACAGCAACAUUAAGGCUUUUAAGGCUUUUUGCCAAGCACGGACAUGAGCUUCAGCAUGUCCUUGAAGCCGGAUUGUCAACUACUCCCACUGAGCCCUGGAAGGAGAUAAUUCCACAAUUGUUCUCGCGAUUAAGCCACCCCGAGUCGUACGUUAGAACCAGAGUCUCUGAACUUUUAUGCAGAAUCGCUGAGAAUAGUCCCCACUUGAUUACUUUCCCAGCUGUGGUUGGCGCAUCUUCCGAUCACAAGAAUGACUUUGAAGAUAUUUCCACGAGGUACGAAAAACCUGCGGAUUCUCCCAAUGAUUUUGAUUUCGGUGUGGAGGAGGUUGACCUUGCAAGUCAAUCAGGAAAUACUGAAGACGCCGAUGCUAACGACGAGGAGCAGAAAACUUUUAUGGACGCGUGUUUCGCUCAAUUGCAAGAGUGUCUCUCCAACAGCAUCCAGGACUCUGUCAAACAUGUAAAAAUCCUCGUGAAAGAACUGAGGAGAAUCACAUUACUGUGGGACGAACUCUGCGCAGUUAUUUUCUUUCGACACAGCUCGGAGAUCACAAAACGCUUCGACCAACUGCACCUCGAGAUCCAAAAGGUCCAGGAGAGCCUUUGGCUAACAAUCGAGGAGAAGGACAAACUUACAGCAGAAAAGCACAGGAUAAUUCUGGAGCCAAUAGUGUUCAUCCUUGAAAAUUUAUUAGCGAUUACAUCAGUGCCAGCGGAGACUCCCCACGAAAAACAAUUCCAGGAGAAAUUUGGUCCAGCUAUUGAGGAAGUCAUUAGGAGACUCAAGAAACCGAAGAAUCCUGAAACACUCCAGUUAGCAGCAGAUUCCCUCCAGCAACUCGCGAAAAAGGUUGCUCAGAGAGUGAACAGACGAGAUGCUUAUUCCCUAUCCAUGGCAGACAUCAGUCCUGUACUUGCCAGCAUGAAGGACACAAAGAUAGCAAUGCCAGGGGUGUUUGCAGUAGAUCGAAAUAAGAUCUUGACCAUUAGAUAUGUCGAUAACAAUGUUCAAAUCCUCCCUACGAAGACUAAACCCAAGAAACUGAGAUUCCACGGUUCUGAUGGAAACGUCUAUACGUAUCUUUUCAAGGGUACGGAGGAUCUCCACUUGGAUGAAAGAAUUAUGCAAUUCUUGAAUAUUUGCAAUAGGAUGAUGUCAAAAAAUAGCGACACAAGUAAAACAUAUAGAGCUCGUCAUUACUCAGUGAUUCCACUGGGUCCAAGAUCAGGAUUGAUUCAAUGGGUGGACGGUGUGACUCCUCUGUUUCUACUGUACAAACGUUGGCAGCAACGAGCGAAUGAAAUAGCUGGGACUAAAGGGCGAACAAAAACCUCAGCAGUGAUGAGGCCCUCAGAACUUUUUUACCAUAAACUAACUCCCCUUCUGCAGGAACGAGGAAUUCCUCUGGAGAACAGAAAAGAAUGGCCACUGCCUGUUUUAAAACAAGUUCUAUCUGAACUUAUGGCUGAGACUCCCAAAGACUUGCUAGCCAAUGAGAUAUGGUGUAACAGUGUUAAUGCUGGUAACUGGUGGCAAGUAACGAAGAGGUACACCUACUCAGUAGCAGUCAUGUCAAUUAUUGGAUAUAUCAUUGGACUUGGAGAUCGACAUCUUGACAAUGUUCUCAUUGACCUACAUACGGGAGAGAUUGUUCACAUUGAUUACAACGUGUGCUUCGAGAAGGGAAAAAUUCUGCGAGUACCUGAGAAGGUUCCAUUUAGAAUGACUCCCAAUAUCAGGACAGCUCUGGGAGUGACCGGAGUCGAGGGGAUCUUCAGAUCAGCUUGUGAACAUACUCUCAGAGUUAUGAAGAGAGGGAGAGAGCCACUGUUGACAUUGCUCGAGGCAUUUGUCUACGAUCCACUCGUGGGUUGGCGAGAUGGGGCUGACAAUCCGAUAGCUACUUACGGGGCUUGUCAGGCGAGGGCUAGGUGUACGGGAGUGGAGAGGAAACAGCUUGAAAAGGAACUCACUAAGGCGAUGUUUGCGGUGAGAACUGUUGAAAUGAAGAGGGAGUGGCUUAGUAACAAGGAAUUCAUGCUGAAAAAUCUUUCAGCCCUGUCUAAACAACUUGACGAGUGGCUGAAGACCCAGGAAGCCAUUCGACAGAGUCAAGACUUAUUACAAGAUCGUCAUCAGCAGAUGGCACUGAUUAAGGAGGCUCAGGCUAUUGGAAGACGUCAUGACCUUUACUCAGUGGUAAAGAGAUACAAUACGGUGAAACGAACAAAGGAUGCUCACGAGAAAGCAAAGGCAUGUCUGCAGGAAAAGAUGGAGGAGUGUGAAAAACAGAUCAGCAUGCAUGCCAUGGCUCUGAGUGCCAUUAGAGGUCCACAACUUGCUAGAUGGUUGGCCGAACUUGAAACUUCAACUACAGCUUCUGAAGAUCACAUGGUCUUCGAUCUUGUGAAAGAGUUUCUCCAGAAUGCUGGACAAAAUCAAAUGAUUGUUCAGUGUGAACAGUGUGAGAAUGAGUUGACUCAAUUAGCUACUCAGGAGGCUGUACUUCUUCGCUCUUCUCUGGAUCUGUUGAGUCAAUACUCUACUAUUUGUAGUUUCUAUCCAAUGAGCACAAUGGGCCAGCAUCGAUGGGUAAUGUAUCACGCCUGGUUGAGCCACAUGUUGGCAGGAGCAACUACUGACAUUUGUCAGGACGUUUUGGCUCAAUUCGAAAAGACCUUUGAUCCUUUAUCCACCAAUGAAGCUAAGGUGCAGAGAAUCAUCGGCUGUUCAUUUCAAAUCCAAGGAAUUAUGAAUGAAAUGAAUGAAAAAUUCAAAAAAUAUUAUGAGAGAAUAGUGACGAACGAAGGACUUCCAGAUGCACAGACGAGGAUUGAGAAAACUUAUGCAGAUUCUAAACUCCAGAUAAAUAAUUUUCUUCGAGGAGAGAAUGGAGCUGAGAAAGCUCUAGAGUCUGUUAAUAUUACAGCUCUCUGUGCAUUGAAUAAACGCUACCUGAUAAUGGAGGGUGCUGCUAAAUGUGCUGGUGAAUGUUUAGCGGAUUUAACUUCGAGAGAGGGGGACUGGUUCCUGGAUGAAAUGCGUCUGAUGUCUUCCCUGAUUGUUGAACUUGUCAGCCUUCUACCAUUAAGUUCCCUAGAGGAUUUCUCUAUGUCGAGAUCUCUGGAGUGUCUCAAGAGUGCAGACGAAAUUUAUAAAGGACUUCAGGAGCUCAACUACAAUUUCCAAAUGAUCAUUCUACCAGAAGCACUCAAGACCAUCAUCACUGAGGAGCCAAGUGUGAUGCUAAUGGUAAACGAAGUGGAUGACAUAGUACUGUCAAGUGGUAUUUCCCCGGCUGAGAUACUAACUCAACUGGAGCUGCACUUGAGAUUCACAUUAAUGGAUAUGGAGAGUCCUCAUGUGUUGAUUCAGACCCUUGUUGCAAAUAUUCGACUUCGAUUUGAGGCUCUUUUGUCAAGACAACCAGAACAGCGAGAGGUGGAUCAGGAUACUGAGAGUCUGACCCCUGGACAAAUGUUAUUGAUGGGAUUUAAUGGGCUAUUCGAGAAGCUUCAGAUUGAAGCGAACGCGUUGAUAUCAACCCUGGGCUCCCUGGAUGUCCCCACCUGCUGGAAGAAGAUUGAUCAGAUCAGAGAGGCCAAGGAAAUAGCUGCUCCCAUAUUCCACGAAGGGGCUAGACGAGUGCUAGACGAUAUUUUCUUGAUAAAAAGAUUGCAAACAAUUCGAGAGUUUUUCACAAUGUGCAGGGAGAUUGGUAACGCCUUCAAAGGAAAUGAUGGGUCUAUGAACAUCUACGACGACGAGAGACUCAAUAAACCAGUUAAAUCAUUUACUGCUGACUACGUGUCCCGGCAGUUGCUGGGAGUGACAUCCCAGACAUUGGCAAUAUUGCUCUGCUUCCUGCUAGAACGAGCGGGUUUAAAUGUUACUGAGGAGAUUGAGCAGAGAGACAUUGGAGCGGAGAGUAAAGUAUCUUUGCAGGAACUCUGUAGGAAGAAUAUCGAUAUUUGCCUAAAGUCCGGGAUUUUUACAAGUUCUAUCCUAGGACAGGCGAGCGCCUUCUGUAAUACCUUCAAGAGCGUUUGGAGACACAAACAAUCAGCGAAAGUUGCUCAACAAAGUGUAGAGGUCACUAGAGCCUCUCUUCAAAGACUUCAGAUUGAAUUUACUGCUCAUCAGUGGUUGCAUGAGGACUGUUUCCUUACCAGGCCUAAUAUAACGACAUUGAAUCCACUCAAUCGAUCGAAUUUCAUGCUAGAACUUCAGAAGACUGCCACUACACUAACAAGUUUGCAGUCAAGACUGUGUGAGGCACGAGAGCAACAGCAGAAUCUAGUGGCUUGUGUCGAUCAACGUUUGAAAUGGGCUGCUGGUGCCAAUCCAGCCUUGGCUGAGGUGAUGGCGGCCUUUGGGAAUGCUGUACUGUCUUCCAAUGAUAGAUUAAGUCAUCAGAGGAGCCUCGCUAUCAGUGUUGCUAAUACUUGCAAUUCCAUUCUUCAUUACGAGGCAUUGAGAACGAAAACCUCUGAAAGCAUAACGACUGAUGCUCAUUUUGUGAAGCUCAUUCAGCAGUGGGAGGCGAGUUGUUUGUUGGAGACAAAUUUGUCGGUUAGUGUUUCGACAAUUGAGGAAAGUCUUGUUGAAUUGCUGCAGCUAGAGAAUAAUAUUGAUGUUAACGGGUUAAUGAGAGCAGAGAAAUUAAUAUCAGAUGCCAUUGUGGAGAAUGAGAAUUUUCGGCAGAAGAAUCAAAUGUUUCAUAACAUGGAGCGGAUGCGCAUGAAAGAGGAGCUGGAGAAACUGCAGCAAACGCUGACAGAACAUCAUCGCCUUAUGACGGAUGUCAGGGGCUUACUGAAAACUAUAGUGGAGCAGGAAAAUAUUCCGGGACUUCAAGAGUAUCUCGCUGAGUAUAAGGCCUUCAUGGACAGCAUUUCCGCUGUUGUGAAGGAACUUGAACCGCACAAUGUGGAGCAGUUGAGAAUUAUUGAGGCAAAGGUGGUGAUUGAUUCAUUGACGACUAAGGUGUCGAGACUUUAUGAUGAGCUCCUUGAGUUUGCUAAUCCAUCAACGAGUGCUGGAGCUAGACCGGUGAAGGAGGGCCUUCCGGCGAAGAAGAGGGCCAAACUUGUGAGACAAGAUACGAGCGUGUGUCUCAGCCCGAGGAAGGGAAUUCCAAUGGCCAGACAUCCUACCACAGGCAAAGCCGUGCAAGAGAAAAAUAUAUACGGACUAAACGUCUGCUACCGAGUGAGAAUGAAGCUAGAGGGACGCGAUCCAAUUGCAACACGGAAGUACACACCGGCUGAGCAAGUGGAAUACGUGAUCCGUGAGGCGCAGAGCUCUGACAACUUGGCACUGCUGUACGAGGGUUGGACUCCGUGGGUGUGAACGUCGCGGAUGCCGGCGCUACCGCGUCGUAUGGUUUGACUCGUUUAUCCAACUCAAAAUCACAUUGGUACCAACUAAUUUUGUACCAAACAACGUAAAACAAAAAUGAAAAAAAAAAAACAA